AUGGGUUGGUACACGGCUGCAGUCGUCCACCAAAACGUCGCAGUGAACGGCCUAACAUUCAGGGCACAAAAUAUAACACAUGCGGAGGAGGUCGCCAUCGCGCUAGCUGCCGCAGACCAGGACUCGCGCGUCAUCAUUACCGACUCGAGAGGGGCCUGCAGAAAUAUUGAACAGGGGUACGCUCCUCACCUUGCGUAUCGCAUCCUGCAAGAUAGCAAUUACGUCGGGGCCCCCGCGUCCCGGAUGAUCAUAUGGGCUCCAGCUCAUACGGGCCUCGAAGGCAACGAAACGGCAGACGCCGCUGCCCGCGCGCUCACUCUCCGGGCAACGCCUUCAGACCCUUCCGAAAUGGAUCCCGAACCCAAACCGGCCUUAACGUAUCGGGAAAUUACUGAGUUCUAUCAAUUCGGCCACGCAAUUUAUCCUAAACCCUGUAAGGGCCUUACAAAGGUGGAGGAACGCACACUCCUCCGCCUUUACACCAAAACGCUGCUGUGCCCGGCAGUUUUAAAACAUUUUGAUCCGGCCUGUACAGGAAAAUGCCCAUACUGUGAGGAGAAGUCUUCGGACGUCUACCACAUGGUGUGGGCAUGCCAGUCAACCCCGAACCUCGCCCCAAAACCACACCCCACCCGGGAGGACUGGGAGGCAGCCCUGCUCGGCUGCUCCGACCUGGCGAGCCAGAAGGCCCUGGUCGACCGAGCUCGAGUCGCGGCGAUCGCCAAUGGGCUCCUGUAAUGAGGAGCCCACCUAGUGCUUGUGAGGGGUGGCCCCCUCCGGGCCACCUCGCGCUUACUCCCUGUAUAUACCUCUAAUAAAGUU
Rhipicephalus sanguineus (brown dog tick) is the source of this 822-nucleotide messenger RNA. RefSeq lists its product as uncharacterized. The record is from RefSeq and is a predicted model, not a curated record. The coding region runs from base 1 to 738 and encodes 245 amino acids. The transcript has a single exon. Gene Ontology annotation, molecular function: nucleic acid binding. NCBI's taxonomy places the organism in Eukaryota, Metazoa, Arthropoda, Arachnida, Ixodida, Ixodidae.